UAGAGUAAUCUGGUGAUCACGUUGGUUUUGAUUGAUGCACGAUACGAGUUUCGAGUGAAAAGUAACUUGCUUCGUCGUAAUUUAUUCAGUUUAACAGAUAUUUCUUCUUCAGUUUAUGUAUUACACAAUGAAUUCGAAAACAUUAUCCUUUAUUUUACUCAUUUUGUCAAUUGACAUCUGUCGCAUGAGCUGUUCUAGUAAACAUUGCAAUAAAUAUUUCGAAAAUUGUGAAGAAAACAAAGAAGAUCUUGUUGAUCCUUAUGCCAUGUUUGACCCAGAAAUCGAUGUUAACGAGAAGAAAUCGGAAGAAAAUAAGCAGGAAAAGGCUAAGGUUUUGAUGAAGCAAAUUUCUGCUGAUUCAAAUGAUUCACAGUGUAGUUGUAAAGAAUUAGCUAAUUGCCAGAAAUAUGGGAGCAGCAAACAAACAGUUAUUUCACAGAAUGAGUUUCUAUAUCUGAAGCGAAGUGUUAAGAAAUUGGCCAGUAAGUUUCUGUCGUUAGGUGGUGAAGUGUCGGGUUCCAUACAUGUGGAUUUAACCAUUAAAAAUAGUGAUAUAACUACCAUGAAAUUAUUUAUCAAAAACCCUUCCAAUAAAAUCCAGGAUCUAGACAAUGUCUUGUCUGAAAUGAUAAAUGGUGCUGUCGUAUUUAAACCAGAAGAAUAUCAGUCUACAAACAAUGUUUACGUUUAUUUGCAGUACGUCGGUGCAGUAGUAGUUAUUGUAGUGUGUUCAGUUAUCUGGUUUAUCAAGCCUCGCUUAACGUUGAGAAGCGUUAUUUCUACUGUUUCGGUAUUUGUUAUUCUUCUUGAUAUAAUAUGGAAUUGGAUAUAUUUAGUGAAGAAAGAGUAUUCUGAUUUGUAUUCAGAAAUGGAUAAAAAGAGCUUGCCCGAUUCUUGUCAUCCCGAAAAGUUAACAUGGGGAAGUUACCUUAGUUUAUGGUUUUCUAAUGAUUAUUCUUUCAGUGUUCAGUGUAAAAAGUAUUACGAAAGUAUUCAUGUGUCGCCAGAGUUAAAGGUAUCACCGAUGAAGGCUGUGACGGAAACAUUUAAGCAUAUAGUAUUAUAUCCACUACAGUUUUUGGGAGAAUAUAUUGGAUUAUUCUAUCAAAGAUUAUUCAGUCAGUUAUCAUGGUUUUUAAUGGUACCUGUGAGCAUUAUCAUUACGUUACUUAUGUUCUUGUUGUUAAUAAUGUUGUUUGGAUAUCGGAUACGCUUUCCAUUUUUUCUCGGAGGAUUAGAACCGGCGUCUGAUUCGAGGCGCACGAGGGAGUCAGAUAAUAAUGAAAAGCAUUUGAUGUUGGAAAUUUUAAAAGGUAAAUAUCAUCUGAUAAAAUCAGAUUCUAUCAAAUCUAUAUCAAUACAGUCAACAAGUGAAUCUGAGAAUGAACAUCAGAGAUUAUGUGAUUCAGAAAGAAGCACAGUAACAAUUACAGAGUUGGAAGAAGAACCUUCGCUUUCCAUUUCUAAGAGGAAUGUGUUACCUAAAGGUUUGACAAGUAAAAGCAUUUGUGAACAUAAAGGAUUAUGUGAGAAAUCUGAAGAAGAUUCAAGGAAAUUUAUAGAAGAUGAAUUAGAAAAUGAAGCAUCUGAAAAUAAAAACUAAUUUAAAAUUAAUUAAAUUAGUCAUUUAUGCAUUUUGGAGUCUCUUGAACAAAGAUUUUAUGAUAGUUUAUCUGUUUUGAAAAUUUUUGAGUGUUUUAUGGAUCUGUUUAUUAAACAAAUAUGAAAGCAGUCUUAUGCAUCUAUUAGCAAAUUAAUUUGAAUCUUGUACAAGAACUAGAAAGGUUGAAAUUACAGUCAUUUGACAAAAAGUUUUUAUAUAUUUGUAAAAUGGAAAAUUUAAAUAUAUACUUUUUUACUAGAUAUAAAAAUAUAGAUAAAACAUAAUUGCAGAUAACAAAACUUUUAUAUUUACUAGAAAAAUUAUAUUAAUAGCUUUUAUAUGAGACAGAUUGAGUAAAAUAAUGAGAUUAAUUCAAGUUUUAACAGCUAUUGUAUUAAAAUGUAUAAAAAUUAAAAGAUAAAGCUUCUUCAAAAUUUAAAAUAUAAAAAGAAUUGAAAUUAAGCAUGGUUUAAUGCAGAAAUAUGAAAUAAUUGGAGGCACAUAGUCAAAUCUGAUGAAACAUAACUUGAGGAAUCAGAGUACAUUUCAGUAUGCAUCAAUAAGUAAGUGCCCAUCAGUGAAUUGUAUUGUUCUAAAGUAUGCUCUGAUAUUCACUGACAAGUUCAUUGCUACAGCAACUGAUGCACAUUGUACUUGUCAAGCUGGAUAUGGUAACCUCAAGUGAAGCAAUAUGGCCUUCUUCAUAGACAUAGUAUUAUUAACACCAGUUUUGCUACUUGUGUUAAAUAAAACGAUUUUGACAAAAUAAGCCUGCAAAUGCCAGUUUAGUGUUGUUUUCUUCUGUCUUGUUCAGUUGUCAGAUAUUCUGGUAAAAGCUUUUUAAACCAUUUGCCAGUGCAUUGGUUGUGGAUGAAACUGAUAUAUACCAGAAUGUACCCAGAGUCAUUACACUGAGCUUCUCUCACAGAAAUAAAAUAGCAAAUUUUUUAAUUUUCUGGCAUUCCCUUCUAUAUCUUAAGUUAAACUUCUAUAGAUAAAAAUAAAUUUUUAAAAUAUUAAAUGUAAUUUAGGCCCUACUUGAUUUAAACAAUGAU
Centruroides sculpturatus (bark scorpion) is the source of this 2658-nucleotide messenger RNA. RefSeq names its product chloride channel CLIC-like protein 1. The transcript has a single exon. Bases 116 to 1603 code for a protein of 495 amino acids. Gene Ontology annotation, molecular function: chloride channel activity. The record is from RefSeq and is a predicted model, not a curated record. NCBI's taxonomy places the organism in Eukaryota, Metazoa, Arthropoda, Arachnida, Scorpiones, Buthidae. Gene Ontology annotation, cellular component: membrane; endoplasmic reticulum.